Eupeodes corollae is the source of this 456-nucleotide messenger RNA. RefSeq lists its product as uncharacterized. The coding region runs from base 146 to 382 and encodes 78 amino acids. The record is from RefSeq and is a predicted model, not a curated record. NCBI's taxonomy places the organism in Eukaryota, Metazoa, Arthropoda, Insecta, Diptera, Syrphidae. The transcript is spliced from 2 exons.
AUUAAACGUCAAAAUCUGUGUCUUCCUCUUCACAAUUCAUAACACCUUUCAUUUUACGAAAAGUUUUUAAAUAGAAGCAAAGAAAACAAUAAUAAAUUUUUUGUGUCAAUUUCACAACUAAAUUAUUUGUUAAACUAAAAUCAAAAUGAAGGACUUAUCACCUGUCGACACAGCUAAAAAAACUCCCAAGUUAUCCUUUGUCUCAAGGAAUCUAGUCGCAAUUGUUAUGAUUCCAGCAAUAAUUGGAAUGCACUAUGGAUGGGCUCUAUUACAGGAUAACAAGGCUCUUGUAACGGAAGAGGAAAAGAUAGACUUACCUAUCAUCACAGGUGCUAAAUAUUUGUGGGGAAAGUUGUCUUCAAAGGAUCCUUUGUCUAAGUAGUCUCGAUGGUUAGAUAAUCACAAUUGUUCUUUUUACCAACUCCUAAAUAAAAUACUGUUAAAGCUUUGUUGAAA